UUCACCAGUUUUCUCCUAUGCUACACUUCACUCCACUCCUCCAUUUCUAUAAAACGCAACCAGAAUCCUCGAGAUUUUCAGUUACGGGAAGCUAAAAAAGUAGCGCAAAGCAGCAAAAAUAAUUUUCUGAUUUUUUUGUCAGGUAAUUGGUAAAGCGUGCGUGAUCUGAUAUUUGUGUAUCUGUUGCUAAGCUAAUCAAUAGAUGGAAACGGAGAAGAAGAUGAAUAGUAAAGAACUGAAGCACUUAGGAUUUGUGAGGAUGGUUGCUGUGCAGACGUUGGUGUGCGUGUCGAAUCUUUAUGACUACGCGAAGCAGAACUCAGGGCCUCUGAGAUCUACGGUUGGCACUGUAGAGACUGCUGUAACUACCGUUGUCGGUCCUGUUUAUCAGAAAUUUAAGGAUCUUCCUGAUCAUCUUCUUGUCUUUGUUGAUAACAAGGUAGAUGAAGGCACACAGAAGUUUGAUAAGCAUGCGCCACCUGUUGCUAAGCAGGUUGCUAGCCAAGCCCAAACUUUGAUGCAGGUGGCAUUGCAGAAGGUUCAAGAACUUGUGAAUGAGGCCCGUGUUGGAGGAGCGCGUGCCGCUGUGCACUUUGCUGCCAAGGAGUCUAAGCACUUGGCCCUUACUCAGUCUGUGAAGGUGUGGAUUAAGCUUAACCAGUUCCCUGCUGUUCACACAGUUGCAGACAUGGCUGUUCCCACUGCUGCCCACUGGUCUGAGAAGUAUAACCAUGUUAUCAAGGACAUGACCCAGAAGGGUCAUACCCUUUUUGGGUAUCUUCCUUUGGUUCCUGUGGAUGAGAUAGCCAAGGCAUUUAAACAAGGCAAGACAAAAGCAGGGGAGAAAGCAAAUGUAGCUGCACAUCAAUCUGAUUCAUCAGAUUCUGAUUAGAAGUCUGCGUUUUGAGUGUAAUGGGUUGCUUAGUCAAGUUUUUAGUGCAGUGGUUUGCAAAGUGUGAUAAGGUUGUGAAGUCCUUUAGGUUUUCCUCCUAAUGUGGUAAUGGAAAUAUGAAGUUUGUAAAUUCAA
Messenger RNA from Ricinus communis (castor bean), 1027 nucleotides. Its product is annotated as REF/SRPP-like protein At1g67360. Bases 203 to 892 code for a protein of 229 amino acids. The transcript has 2 exons. NCBI's taxonomy places the organism in Eukaryota, Viridiplantae, Streptophyta, Magnoliopsida, Malpighiales, Euphorbiaceae. The record is from RefSeq and is a predicted model, not a curated record.